This is a messenger RNA of Hibiscus syriacus, 873 nucleotides long. RefSeq lists its product as uncharacterized. NCBI's taxonomy places the organism in Eukaryota, Viridiplantae, Streptophyta, Magnoliopsida, Malvales, Malvaceae. The record is from RefSeq and is a predicted model, not a curated record. Bases 323 to 784 code for a protein of 153 amino acids. The transcript is spliced from 2 exons.
CAACCGCUUUCGAGAGGGGAAUUGUGUGGAAGAGAAACAAAAAGCAAUCUCUUGGCUUUUGUUCAUAAGAAAGAUCUCGUCUUUGAGUUUUUGUACUUUUAGAGAAAGCCAGAAAGAAGAGAGAAAAGAAAAAAAAUAAGGAAGGAAAUGAUUCUCAUGUCUGAGAUUUUCUUCACUGCUGGAAAGCUGGAAGAAGGAGAGUGGGAGAAGGAGAGAUAAUAAUAAUAAUAAUAACAUCACGUAUUCGCCUAAAAACCCACAGCACCACAAGAAGGAAGAAGAAGAACCCCAAAGUUUUGUUUCAUCUUCUGCGCUAUCGGCAAUGUCUGAAACCAUAAUCGGCGAUACCAUGGCGGUAUCAUCAGAAACUCAAGCAAUAUCGGCAAAACCCGAAGUCGAGUCGGUGAAGUGCGAUUGCUGCGGACUGACCGAGGAGUGUACCCCGACGUAUGUCGAACGUGUACGAGAAAGAUAUCAAGGUAAAUGGAUCUGCGGGCUGUGUACUGAAGCAGUGAAAGAUGAGAUUACGAGGACACACAGGCUCAUCAGCACCGAGGAAGCAAUGGCCAGGCACAUGAAUUUUUGCCGAGACUUCGUCUCGUCGGGACCGCCUUCUGAUCCUACAAUUCAUCUCAUAUCUGCCAUGAGAAGUAUUCUUAGGAGGUGUUUGGAUUGUCCGAGAGGUUUGAGGUCAACCCCGAGUAGCCCCACGAGGAAGGUGGGUGAGAUUCGGGGUCCAGGGCUUACUCGGUCCGAGAGUUGUUUCCCUACCCUCUCCGGUUGAAAGAGCCGUACUGUUGUAAGAGGAAAUUCUAUGUAGAUUUGAUCUCAAAUAUACUUCUUUCAGAUAAAUUGCACUUGUCUUUUCCAUUC